AUGCGUCCCCAGAUCCGCCUGUACGAACACCCCGACUUCAAGCCAGACGAGAGGGACGUUACCCUGUUGUCGACCGUCUGCCUCGUGCUCGGGCUCGCAAUAACCGGCGCACUAUUUAUCUUGACAAUGUCAUGUCUCUUGUUCUGGGAUGAUUGCAGAUCCUCAUAUUCUAUCCUCAGCCACCGGCCAGCAUAUCUCCCAAUACGACAGCUACUGUCCGAGUAG
Postia placenta MAD-698-R-SB12 is the source of this 225-nucleotide messenger RNA. RefSeq lists its product as hypothetical. Lineage: Eukaryota; Fungi; Basidiomycota; Agaricomycetes; Polyporales; Adustoporiaceae. The record is from RefSeq and is a predicted model, not a curated record. Bases 1 to 225 code for a protein of 74 amino acids. The transcript has 2 exons.